UCUUUUACGUUUUUUAAAAGUAAGUAAUUGCAAAUAUAUUUUUAGAAAUAUAAUAACAAUGAAUACGAGCAUAAAACGUCAAAAGGAAACAUUUCUCAACCCUGGUAACGGAAUAUUUUUAGAAGAAACUUAUAAUUCGUGGUUAAGAGACCCUCAGUCUGUUGAAAAAUCCUGGGACAAUUAUUUCCGAUCUAAUAAUUUUUCAGGCCAAAAGCCCUUAGAUAUUGAUGCAACGAUUCGCGCUUAUCAGGCGAGAGGACAUUUAAUAGCAGACAUAGAUCCGCUGGGAAUCCAGAACCCUGAAGUGGCCAAGCUCCAAGGAACUCCAGAUCCCGCGCCAGCAGUAGUGGUCCGAAGACACCUGGAAAGCGUCACCGAGGCUGACUUCGAGAAGAAAUACACGCUCCCAAGCUCCCUGACGGUGAUUGGUGGCACGGAAAAAUCUCUGAGUCUCAGGGAAAUCCUCACCAGGCUCAACAAAAUUUACUGCGGACAUCUAGGACUCGAGUACACGUACAUCCCAGAUUUCGAAGUGUUGGACUGGUUAAGACACAAAUUUGAAGUACCAGGUGCAUGGGAGCUCUCAGGAGAUCAUCGUAAAUAUAUUUGGCAGAAUGUAAUGCGAGCGGUAACAUUUGAAAGUUUUUUAGCUAAAAAAUAUGGAGCCGAAAAGCGAUUCGGGCUGGAGGGAUGCGAGUCAUUUGUUCCGGCGAUUGUCCAGUGUUUUGAGAGCUCUGCAGAACAUGGAGUCGAGGCAGCUGUCAUUGGAAUGGCCCAUCGAGGGAGGCUCAACACCCUGGUCAACAUUUGCUCCAAGCCGAUGCACCAGCUCUUUGUCCAGUUCAAUCCGAUUCCGAUGGAGGGUCUAGGCUCGGGAGAUGUCAAGUAUCAUUUGGGAAAUCACUCUGAAAGACUUCUCGAGAGAAGCGGAAAAAAAAUUCGUGUUGCUGUACUAGGUAACCCUUCGCAUCUGGAAGCAGUUUCUCCAUUGGUUGUAGGUCGAGUUAGAGCCGAGCAGAUGGUCCACCAGGAUUUCGAAGGAAAAAAAUCAAUGGCUGUUUUAGUUCACGGAGACGCGGCUUUUGCGGGGCAAGGAAUUUGUUAUGAAACAAUGCACUUGACUAAUUUGCCUGAUUAUACCACAGGAGGAGUUAUUCAUGCUGUUAUUAACAACCAAAUUGGCUUUACGACUGAUCCGCGGUACUCUCGCUCAAGUACGCAUUGUACUGACGUCGCACGUGUCGUAAAUGCUCCGAUUUUCCACGUCCACGCAGACGAUCCUGAUUUGGUGGCUUACUGCAGUAAAGUCGCCGCCGAGUAUCGAGCGACUUAUCACAAUGAUGUCGUACUUGACAUUGUCGGGUACCGCAGGAACGGUCACAAUGAAAUGGACGAGCCUAUGUUGACCCAGCCAUUAAUGUACAAGCGCAUUAAAUCCCAUCCUAAUGUUCUGAAAAUUUAUUCUGAUAAAUUAUUAAAAGAGGGAAUCAUCCACGAAGAUUUUAUCAAAAAAGAAACGAAUGAAUAUCUAGAGCACUGUGAAUUAGAGUUCAAAAAAGCGCAAACGAUAAGCGCGAUGCAGAUGUCAGACUGGCAUGACGUGCCGUGGAGCGAAUUUUUCGCCAACCAAAACCCGAUGAAAAAAAUUCCACCGACAGGAAUCAGCACUGCUGACAUAAAGAAAAUAGUCACUGCUUUUUCAACUAGCCCAGAAGACAUCGAACCACACGCUCAGGUGUUUCGGGUUUUAGAGAGAAGAGAGAAGCUGAUUGACCAGGAAAGGUUCGACUGGGCGAUGGGAGAAGCCCUGGCUAUCGCCAGCUUACUAAAAGAAGGCUGCCAUGUGAGAUUGUCCGGUCAAGACGUCGAACGCGGGACUUUUUCUCACCGGAUCCACAUUAUUCAUGACCAGAGCCGAGACAAGACAUGGAAAAAUAUUCUACAUGAUAUUUUCCCGAAUCAGGCUCUCUAUACCGUUACCAAUUCACCGUUAUCAGAGUUUGGAGUUUUAGGCUUUGAAUUGGGCUAUUCAGCUUAUGAUCACAAUACAUUGACUCUCUGGGAAGCGCAAUUUGGCGAUUUUGCGAAUAAUUGCCAAGUAGUAAUAGAUUCACUGCUGAGUUCCGGACAGUCAAAAUGGGGCCGGCAAGUAGGUCUAGUACUUUUAUUACCGCAUGGAAUGGAAGGCCAAGGACCCGAGCAUUCCUCAGCACGGUUAGAACGAUUUCUUCAGCUAUGCGACGACAGUACUCAAGUGUCUUGUGAAGAAGACUUGGACGCACCGCGAGAUGAGUCUCCGGAUUGCGUAAUGACCCGCCAACUUUUUGAGGUCAAUUGGAUUGUUUGUAACAUCACAACUCCCGCCAAUUUAGUUCAUGUUCUUCGCCGGCAAAUUCUUAUGCCUUUUCGCAAGCCCUUGAUAAUAAUGACGCCAAAAUCUUUGUUACGACACCCAGACGCGCAGUCGAGUUUUACCGAAAUCACAACGGGAACAUCUUUGAAGCCGAUUUACGAAGAUCAGUCACCAGCAAUAAUAGCGUCGCCGGAGGCGGUGAAAAAAAUAAUUAUUUGCAGCGGUAAAGUUUACUACGAUCUUGUUGCCGCGAGAAGAGAAAGAAAACUCGAUGAAUUAAUAGCAAUUGUCAGGAUUGAGCAGAUAUGUCCCUUCCCAUAUCACUUGUUGGCCAAGGAAAUUUCAAGGUUUCCUAUUGCCAAGAUAACUUGGGUGCAAGAAGAACACCAAAAUCAAGGUGCGUAUUACUACGUUCGCGAUCGCAUAGCACUAGCUCUGGGAUUACCCAUCGAAGAGAUAAGAUACUGCGGACGUGCAGCAUCAGCAGCCCCGGCCACGGGCAGUAAAAUGAUUCACCAAGAAGAAUUGCUCGCUUUCAUCGACACCGCCAUGGCUAUCGAAUGAUCUGAUGAUCUCACCUUAUACUUAUAUACACAAUUUAAUCGAAGAACUUAAAACUUAAUAGUUAAAUAACUGAAGAAGCUAUUAAAAACUCACGGAUAGACAUAAAUAACGUCUGUGUCUUUUGAACCAAACAACCGAUUGAUCAAUGGAGCGCCGAUUCAUCUUUUAU
Cotesia glomerata is the source of this 3086-nucleotide messenger RNA. RefSeq names its product 2-oxoglutarate dehydrogenase-like, mitochondrial. The transcript is spliced from 12 exons. The record is from RefSeq and is a predicted model, not a curated record. Gene Ontology annotation, cellular component: mitochondrion; oxoglutarate dehydrogenase complex. Gene Ontology annotation, biological process: tricarboxylic acid cycle. Gene Ontology annotation, molecular function: oxoglutarate dehydrogenase (succinyl-transferring) activity; thiamine pyrophosphate binding. The coding region runs from base 59 to 2917 and encodes 952 amino acids. NCBI's taxonomy places the organism in Eukaryota, Metazoa, Arthropoda, Insecta, Hymenoptera, Braconidae.